This is a messenger RNA of Blumeria graminis f. sp. triticale, 996 nucleotides long. The record is from the annotation of a GenBank genome assembly. NCBI's taxonomy places the organism in Eukaryota, Fungi, Ascomycota, Leotiomycetes, Helotiales, Erysiphaceae.
AUGCAUAAUAACAUCAAAAUGCAUCAUAAAGUUGUGAUAGUUGGGUCGGGCCCGGCUGCGCACACGGCAGCUAUAUAUCUCGCGCGAGCUGAAUUGAAACCGGUUUUAUAUGAGGGUUUUCUUGCUAAUGGAAUUGCACCCGGUGGACAGUUAACCACGACGACUGAUGUUGAAAACUACCCGGGCUUUCCUGCUGGUAUCACCGGUCCAGCACUCAUGGAUGCCAUGCGUAAUCAAUCCGAGCGUUUUGGCACUCGUAUCAUUACUGAAACAGUAUCGCGCGUCGAUCUCUCCCAACGUCCGUUUCGCUAUUGGACUGAGCUUAAUGAAGAAGUUAAUACGGCAGACGCUCUUAUUAUUGCAACUGGUGCCUCUGCUCGUCGUCUUGGCCUUGCUGGUGAGCAGAAAUACUGGCAAAGCGGGAUCUCAGCUUGCGCUGUUUGCGAUGGUGCUGUACCCAUAUUUCGUGACAAACCGUUAGUGGUAAUUGGUGGAGGUGAUUCUGCUGCAGAAGAAGCUAUUUUCCUCACCAAAUACGGUUCGCAUGUCACAGUGCUCGUACGAAAAGAAAAAUUGCGAGCCUCAAAGACGAUGGCCAAUCGCCUACUUAACAACAAAAAAGUUACGGUGAAAUUUAAUUCUGUUGGUGUAGAAGUCAUGGGCAAUGAAAAAGGUCUGAUGGAUCGUCUGAUAAUUAAAGAUGUUCAAACUGGUACACAAGAGACAAUCGUGGCAAAUGGUCUAUUUUAUGCCGUUGGGCAUGACCCUGCUACGGCUUUAGUAAAAGGGCAGCUGGCUACUGAUGAAGAGGGCUACAUUAUCACAAAGCCCGGUACGAGCUAUACUGAUGUGGAGGGCGUAUUUGCUGCAGGUGAUGUACAAGAUAAAAGAUAUAGACAAGCUAUUACAAGUGCCGGCUCGGGAUGUAUUGCAGCCUUAGAAGCUGAAAAGUUCCUUGCUGAACAUGAAGAUGUCAGAAAAAAUGACAAUUGCUAA